AUCUGCGCCCAUCACAUACAAUACAUAUACACACCAAACAAACGAUGCCAUUUCUUCAUCUUGGAUACAAGCGGAUGCACUAUGCGGAUCUGACGCCGACAAAUAGAAAGACGCGAGAGACACUAAUCUUCAUGCAUGGUCUGGGCUCGUCGCAGAACUACUACUAUGCUGUAUGCCAGAAGCUGGUUAGAAGCGGGUUCCGCUGCAUAACCUUUGAUAACACCGGCGCUGGGCGCUCGCCGUAUACCUUUGUCGAGCAAAGUAUUGAAACGCUGGGCGAGGAUGUUGUCGGCAUUUUGGAUGCCCUGAAGGUGGACAAGGCCGUCUUUGUAGGGCAUAGCAUGGGAGGUAUCGUGGGUGCGCAUCUUGCUGCUGAGCGUAGUGAUCGCAUUGUAGCAGCCAUCCUUAUCGGCCCCGUCUAUCCCAACCCUGGGGUAGGGCCUAUUUUCGAGAAACGGAUUGCGACUGUGGAAAAAGAGGGCAUGCAACCCAUGGCAGAUAGCAUCCCGCAAGCAGCAGUGGGAAGCAAAGCUUCCCCGCUUGCCAAAGCGAUGAUCCGCGAGUUGCUCUUGUCACAGGACCCAGCUGGUUACGUAUCCAACUGCCGAGUCAUCAUCAAUGCAAAUGUGCCUCAGUACGGCGACAUCGGCGUGCCUGUUCUUAUCCUCGCGGGCGAAGAAGAUAAGAGCGCGCCGCUGGAGGGUUGCAAGAAGAUGUUCGACGAGAUUGGCAGCAGCGAGAAGAAGUUGGAGAUUCUAGAGGGGAUCGGGCAUUGGCAUUGUCUCGAAGCGUUUGAACAGGUCGCCAGCAUGAUUGAGGCGUUUUACCACGAGAUCCAGUGAACAAGGGGGGAAAGGCAUUAACACGGUCAUUGUCAACGUAGAACGAUGCACGAACCAAGCGUUACGGUGAGAAACGGCGGGGAGAAGGAAAGUUUAAACAAUGUGUCUGUGUGAAGAUGUGUUAUUGAGCAACGGCCAUCAUGAGGGAGGGUCAGCAACAAACAGGUGCCAAAUCAUACCGCUCUUUGGUCGACCAGCCUUCACGGUGUGUGCCUGUGGAGUCGAC
Bipolaris sorokiniana ND90Pr is the source of this 1068-nucleotide messenger RNA. RefSeq lists its product as uncharacterized. The coding region runs from base 45 to 842 and encodes 265 amino acids. Lineage: Eukaryota; Fungi; Ascomycota; Dothideomycetes; Pleosporales; Pleosporaceae. The record is from RefSeq and is a predicted model, not a curated record. The transcript is spliced from 2 exons.